AUGACAACAGCUAUUCGUAUACUCGCAUAUGAUUGUGCAGCCGAUCACUAUGAUAAGUAUAUUAAAAUCGGCGAGAGCACUGCCAUUAAAUGCUUAAAGGCAUUUUGUAAUGCUAUUGUUGUUGUGUAUGCAGAAGAGUAUAUGCGCCCACCCAACGAAGCAGACAUAGCAUGGCUGCUUGAAGAAGGGGAGCAGAGAGGAUUUCUGGUGGAGUGGCAAGGCACACAUAGGGGACGAUCUGGCAAGAAUACUCUCAUAUUGGAAGCAGUUGCCUCACAAGAUUUGUGGAUCUGGCAUGCAUUCUUCAGAAUGUCGGGUUCACACAAUGAUAUAAAUGUGUUGGAUCAUUCCUCGGUAUUUAACAAUAUCGUCAAUAGCCAAUUACCUUUGGUUAAUUAUGUCGUGAAUGGACAUCACAAUAGAAUGGGGUAUUACCUGUCUGAUGGUAUAUAUCCUAAGUGGGCAACUUUGAUGCAGACCAUCCCGCACCUAACCACUACAAAAGAAAAUUUAUUUGCUCAUCGACAAGAAGCAGUAAGGAAAGACGUGGAACGGGUUUUUGGGGUAUUGCAAAUCAAGUGGGCAAUAAUGCAAGGACCAGUACGUUACUGGGAGAAAGAUGACUUGCGCCUCAUAAUGAAAACGUGCAUCAUCCUUCACAAUAUGAUCAUUGAAGAUGAGCGUCACACAAAUGUUGGGAGAUGGACUCCGCCACCGGAGGAUGCAAUCCCGAUUCCCACUUUAAGUUGA
Molecule: messenger RNA, 750 nt
Organism: Cornus florida
Lineage: Eukaryota; Viridiplantae; Streptophyta; Magnoliopsida; Cornales; Cornaceae
Exons: 2
Coding region: 1-750 (249 amino acids)
Source: RefSeq, a predicted model, not a curated record